Molecule: messenger RNA, 5391 nt
Organism: Dioscorea cayenensis subsp. rotundata (Guinea yam)
Lineage: Eukaryota; Viridiplantae; Streptophyta; Magnoliopsida; Dioscoreales; Dioscoreaceae
Product: protein PHYLLO, chloroplastic
Exons: 28
Coding region: 47-5161 (1704 amino acids)
Biological process (GO): amino acid catabolic process; menaquinone biosynthetic process
Molecular function (GO): thiamine pyrophosphate binding; 2-succinyl-6-hydroxy-2,4-cyclohexadiene-1-carboxylate synthase activity; 2-succinyl-5-enolpyruvyl-6-hydroxy-3-cyclohexene-1-carboxylic-acid synthase activity
Source: RefSeq, a predicted model, not a curated record
UCUCUCUUUAUCCCGUUCUUCUCUGCCGUCUUGUUCCAUCCAAGCAAUGCUCAGGGCCGAUCUCUUCCUCCAUUCCAAGCCUUCUAUUCUCGCCGUCCCCUCUCUCUCCUCUCGACGAUCUCUCCGCCGUCCUCGUCUCCUCCUCCUCCGUCGUCGCUCCAAACCUAUUUUCCAGGUUUAUAGUGGUUUGGAGGUCUUUGUGGAUGAAGUUCAAGAGAUGGAGGAGUUGGAUUCCCUUGUGGAGAUUAGUGAAACUCGAACUCUUCCUUCUGCUCUGAGUUAUAGGAAUGGGGUUGAAAAGAUUAGAGAGGAGGUUGAGAAUCUGAAGGCUAACCCGCCGAGUUCUGCCAGCGGGGUUCUGAGGCUUCAGGUUGCUGUGCCUCCAAGCACAAAAGCCUUGAGCUGGCUCUAUUCUCAACAGAGAUCCUUGGUUGUGUUUCCUCAAUUUUAUCUUUCAAGAAAGCAGUCUGCACAUUCAUCUUGUGGUUUGGACCUAAUAAACUUACUACCACAAGUUUCUGGCAUUGGGGCGGCAAUAUGUUUUCGGGGUUCUUCUCAUACACAGAGAGGAUGCAAUUUUGUUGCAAGAUAUCUUUCAGUUGAUUCACCUCUGAUAAAGGCUUAUGGCUCCAUAGGUAUCAAUAGCAAAAGGGAAUCACUAAAGGAAGAUAAGAGUAUUAUGUUUUGCUUUUUUAUACCUCAGAUAGAGUUGAGUGAGUUAGGGAGUUACUCAUUAUUGGCAUCAACUAUAGUUUGGGAUGGGCACUUAUCUUACACAUUUGGGAAAGCAUUACAGUCUCUGGAACUAUAUCUCAAUCAGGUCAUCCAUGAAAUUUUGCCAUUCAGCAAACACUCCGACUCAUGGUUCAACCAGGUUCUUGGAUGGUCAUCACAUGCGAAGGAUAUCAAAGAUGGUCAGCUGGUGUCCUUGACUGCUGAGUCUCUUGCACAGUCAAUAGCUUGUGGCUCUUGUUUUGAACAGGAAGAUUUUUCAAAUUAUUACCACUCCUUGAGGCUUUCAGAAACUCUUUCUAUUAGUAAUCGAGCUUUUACAGGUUAUCUUGGUACCAAUUGUUCGAUAAUGACAUGUGCAAAUAUCAAUUUUGUGUGGGCAUCACUUAUAGUCGAAGAGUGUGUUCGACUUGGCCUGACAUAUUUCUGUAUAGCUCCAGGAUCAAGAUCGUCUCCCCUAGCUGUUUCUGCUUGUCGCCAUCCACAAACAACUUGUAUAUCAUGCUUUGAUGAGCGAUCACUUUCAUAUCAUGCUGUUGGCUAUGCCCGAGGAUCUGGUACACCAGCAGUAGUUGUAACAUCAUCAGGAACUGCCGUGUCAAAUCUUCUCCCUGCAGUUGUGGAGGCUAGCCAUUCUUUCGUACCACUUGUGUUGCUAACAGCUGAUAGACCUCCAGAGUUGUUGGAUGUUGGAGCUAACCAAGCCAUUGAUCAGAUCAACCAUUUUGGCAAGUUCGUAAGAUUUUUCUUUAGUCUUCCUCCACCUAAUGAGGAGGUGCCUGCAAGAAUGGUUCUCACGACAAUGGACUCUGCUGUAUAUCAUGCAACCCAAACACCUUAUGGUCCUGUGCAUGUUAAUUGUCACUUCAGGGAACCAUUGGAUGAUAAACCAAGAGCCUGGUCCUCUGACUACCUGAGGGGAUUAAAUUGCUGGAUGUCAAAUUCAGAGGCUUUCACUAAGUACAUCAAAAUGCGACCUACUUGCGGAUGUUAUGGUCAUGGUCAAAUUGCAGAGGUUUUGCAAGCUAUUCAAAGUGCUAAAAAUGGGAUUUUACUAUAUGGUGAUAUCCAAACUGAAGAUGAUAUUUGGGCUAGUCUUCUUCUGGCUAAACACUUGGCUUGGCCUGUUGUAACUGACAUCUUAUCUGGACUACGUUUGCGCAGACAAGUAUCAUCCUUUCCAGGGAUUGAAGACUGUUUUUUAUUCAUUGAUCAUCUUGAUCAUACUCUUCUCUCUGACAUUGUCAAGAGAUUGGUAAAACCAGAUGUGGUUAUUCAGAUUGGAAGUAGGAUCACGAGCAAGAGGAUAGGUAAAAUGCUGGAGUCCUGCUCUCUACAUACGUAUGUCUUGGUGGACAAACAUCCAAACCGUUCUGAUCCAUCACAUAUUGUUACUCAUAGAAUUCAGAGUGGUAUUCCUGAAUUUGUUGAUGUGUUAACCAGAAUUAAUUUUUCAAGGAAAAACAGAAAAUGGGGUGUACUUUUGAAAGAGCUGGAUAUGAUGGUUUCUAAUGAGAUAUCACUUCAAAUUAGCUCUGAAUGCUCAUUAACUGAGCCAUAUGUUGCGCAUGUAAUCACCAAGUAUCUUCAAGAUGAUGAUGAUGCCUUAUUCAUUGGGAACAGCAUGGCUAUAAGAGAUGUCGACAUGUAUGGAAAUGGCCAGGGAAAAUCCUACUGUAGUGAUGUUCAACUCAUUUCAAACUUGGAGCUUCUUGUCCAUUUUAUCCAAGUGACUGGGAACAGAGGUGCCAGCGGCAUUGAUGGUCUUCUUAGCACAGCUGUUGGUUUUGCAGUAGGAUCUAACAAGAAAGUACUAUGCAUGGUAGGCGAUGUGUCCUUUCUUCAUGAUACAAAUGGAUUAAAUAUCCUUAAUCAGUGCAAAAAGAGGAAACCAAUGACGAUACUUGUGAUCAACAAUCAUGGGGGUGCCAUUUUCAGUCUUUUACCAAUUGCAACUACCACUGAACCUAGUGUACUUGAUCGCUACUUCUACACAUCUCAUGAUAUUUUGAUUGGCCAACUAUGUGCAGCACAUGGUGUGAAGCAUUUACGUGCACGAACAAAAGUUGAACUUCAACAUGCUUUACAGAGUUCUCGAAAGGAACAAAGGGACUGCUUAAUAGAAGUUGAGAGUUGUAUUGAGGAUAAUGCUAAUUACCACAGUGUUAUGAGAGCAUCUGUUUCUGAAGCUGUAGACCAAGCAUGCCAUGUUCUGUCAAAAUUUGUUACUUUUGAUCAUAUUAAUGAUAGACCAUCCAUAUGCAAGAUUACUAAAAUGGAGUAUUCAGUGUAUAGAAUUAAACUAUGCGCACCACCUACAUCAAGUCUUGUGAAUGAUUCUGGCAGCAGUUUCAACCGUGAAGGUCUUAUACUAUCUCUAGAAUUAGAUGAUGGAAGUUUAGGAUUUGGGGAGGUUGCACCACUUGAAAUUCACCAGGAGGACAUGGAAGAUGUUGAAGAACAAGUGAGAUUUCUGCUUAACAUAAUUAAAGGAGUUGAAAUAAGUUGCCUUUUUUCUUUGCUCAAGGGCUCCAUCUCAUGCUGGAUCUGGAGGUGUUUAGGAGUUCAGCCAUCCUCUAUCUUUCCAAGUGUCAGGUGUGGUUUGGAGAUGGCUAUACUUAAUGCGCUAGCUGCAAGAUGUGGUUGUAGUUUAUCUGAUGUACUUUCUGGAUAUAAGAGCGCAUCCCUAGGUAGUCUUAAGUCAGUGAGAUCAGAAUUAAUUGAUGAUGUCAUUGUAAAAAAAUCAGCACGGGUACAUAUUUCUGCUCUUGUGGAUUGUAAGGGUACACCGAAGAAUGUUGCUCAUGUUGUGUCUCAGCUUGUCGAGGAAGGUUUCACUACCAUAAAAUUGAAGGUUGCACGACGGGAAAGUCCCAUUGAAGAUGCUAUUGUCAUACAGGAGAUAAGAGAGGUGGUUGGAUACCAGAUCCAUAUACGUGUUGAUGCCAAUCAGAUGUGGACCUACAAAGAGGCAUUACAAUUCGCAUCUCUUGUUAAAGAUUUUGACCUUGCGUACAUAGAGGAACCUGUAUGCCUUGAGAGUGAUAUUAUUAAGUUUUGUGAAGAAACUGGCAUACCUGUAGCAUUGGAUGAGACUGUCGACAACAUUAGAGGAGAUAUCUUCAAACAACUUGAGAAAUUUGUGCAUAGCGGAGUUGUUGCUCUUGUCAUCAAACCUAGUGCUGUUGGUGGAUUUGAAAAUGCGGCAAUGAUUGCAAGAUGGGCUCAGCUACAUGACAAGAUGGCUGUUAUCAGUAGUGCAUUUGAAAGUGGCCUAAGUUUGUCAGCCUACAUUCAAUUUGCCUAUUAUCUUGAGCAACAGAAUGCUGCAAUCUGCAGCAUGAGAAAUAAAAAAUGUCAAUCAACAAUAUCUCAUGGCCUUGGAACAUACCGAUGGCUAAAGCAAGAUAUAUCCAAUAAACCUCUCAUAAUUUGUGCACAUCCAGAUGGUGACACUAUUGAAGCUGCUGUUGAAGAUGCACAAUUUUACCUACAAAAUUUCCAAAUAAACCAUAAAGUUAUUCAAAGAGCUUAUCUAGCAGAGCAGGUUAGGUCGUACCAUUUAGAUGUCAAUACUGAAGAGUUUUCAUAUUCCACCAAAUUUCAAGAGGUUGGACUCGCCACAAAUAAUAAGGCAGUUAUCUUUCUCCAUGGAUUUCUGGGUACAAGCGAGGACUGGAUUCCAGUAAUGAGGCCUCUCUCAGCCACAACAAGAUGCAUUUCUAUUGAUCUACCUGGGCAUGGAGAAUCUAAUCUCCAAUCAAAACAAGGAUUUAUGAUUUCACUUGACUUAGUGACAGAAAUAUUGCAUAAGCUCAUAUGUGAUGUCACCACUGGAGGUGUUGUUCUUGUUGGAUAUUCAAUGGGGGCAAGAAUUGCAUUGCACAUGGCACUGAAGUACAAAGAGAAGAUUCAUGGAGCAGUAAUAAUAUCCGGAAGUCCAGGACUAAGGGAUGAAGCAGCUAGAAGAGUUCGUGCUGCUCAAGAUGAUGCGAGGGCUCGAAACCUAUUGGCCUUUGGUUUGCAACGUUUCUUGGAGACAUGGUAUUCAGGCAAACUUUGGACAAGCCUAAGAAGCCAUCCACACUUUCAACAAAUUCUCAGCAGCCGUGUCAGGCAUGACGACAUUCAAACUCUUGCAAAAUCUUUACGCGGCUUGAGCAUUGGAAGACAAAGGUCACUGUGGGAAGACUUGAAGGAUAGCAGCAAACCUCUUCUUCUCAUAGUUGGCGAAACCGAUACUAAGUUCAGAGAAAUAUCUGAAUGUAUGUUGAAUGAAAUAAAUAAUUCACGUGACGUCCAUCAAGUCGGAGACGAUGAACCAUUGUGCGAUAUGCUCAUAGUACCAAACAGUGGCCAUGCUGUGCAUCUUGAGAACCCUCUUCCAGUGAUCAAUGCAAUAAGAAAGUUCAUAACUAGACUGAGUUAAAAAGCAAAAAAGAUGAUGGACUUUAAAGACAGUACUGCUGCUCAAACUCAUUCUUUUUAGUUGUUCAAUCUAGACUUGUGUUUCCAAUGAUCAUUGAGCUUCACUUUUGUUUUCUAUUAAGAUAACCAUAUUUGGCUUUAUAAUUCUUGAUCAACAUUGUUAAAGAAAAUUCUAUGAGAAAUUUGUUUGCAUACAUACCCCCGGAGAAGCGAAUAAUUAUUAAUAUACUU